Acyrthosiphon pisum (pea aphid) is the source of this 2768-nucleotide messenger RNA. Its product is annotated as zinc finger protein 724. Bases 511 to 1851 code for a protein of 446 amino acids. The transcript is spliced from 3 exons. The record is from RefSeq and is a predicted model, not a curated record. Lineage: Eukaryota; Metazoa; Arthropoda; Insecta; Hemiptera; Aphididae.
AUAUCUACAACGCUUAACCAAAGAAUUAAGGUUAGAAUGCUGACGUGUCUCGUGCUGCGUGGCUGUGACGCUGUGAAGCUGGUGUUGACAAGUAUCAACAGGUGUCUGUUUAUCUUUCCUUCGUCGUGCGUAUAAUAUAACAGCAUAAUAUAACUCGUGCAUUCGUUUUUCGUUACUUUCGUACUCAAUGAUCAUUGACCGUAGUAUCCGAAAAGAAGUGUUGUUUGUUAUUAUUUCUUAUUACACAAGAUCAAAAUGUUUAUACAGAUAACAAUUUAGUAGUCCUUAUAUUAUAUGUAUUGUUUUUAUUCUGUGUUUAUAUCAUGAAAUCAUGAUCGCACAUAGCUCGUUAAAUCUCAUAUUCGACAUUCGAAAGCGAUGACUGCAUUAUGAUGGUUUAAAAUUGUAAAUACUUAUUGGUUACACGGUAUUCCACAGUCCCACUGAGCACAUACUAUAUAUUAUUUAGUAUUAACACUCUUAUAUGUUUUGGAAGUUCUAAAGCCAAAAAUGUCCAAGAUUUCACCAGAAAUAUGUUUGCCACAAAAUAUAAGACUAAAUAAAUUCAUUAAACAAGAAUAUAUUGAUGAACCGACAGAAAACUAUGAUGAUGCUAAUGAUUGUCAAACAACUUAUCAAUGUGACAUAAAUGAUUUUAAAUGUAAAAUAGAAAAUCUAGAAACUGCAAUAAAAACUGAAGUGGAUACAAUUGGUAUUAAUGUAUAUGAAACUUUUAUCAAGAGAGAACACAAUGAUGUACCAUCAGUUGUGUCUAAUACAAUUGACAAGUUACACUUUGAAAAUAAUCCUAAACAUUCCAAUCUCAACAAAAAAGCCUUAACUAAAAUUAAACGCAAAUUGAAAUCGUCAGAAAAAAAUGAGGAAAAACUACACAAAUGUACCAUUUGUAACAAAUCAUUUGCAUUCCAAAAAUAUCUCAAUAGACACUUUAAGAUUCAUAAGACUACUAAAACAUACAAAUGUGAUAUUUGUAAAGAAUCAUUUUCUAAUGCAUCGAGAUUUAAUAGGCAUACAAUGAUUCAUAAACCUGGCUAUGAUAUAUUAAAACCAUACAGGUGUCAUAUUUGUUUUAAAUCGUUUGCUCAAUUAUCAUAUUUAUGUAAACACAAAAUUAUUCAUAGAACUCAUAAGCCAUUUAUUUGUGGUAUAUGUAAUAAAUCAUUUUUUCAGAAACAUAGUAUCAGAAAACAUAUUAGGGUUCAUACAGGAGAAAAACCUUACAAAUGUUUAAUUUGUAACAAAUCUUUUUCUGAUGUAUCAAAUUUAAAUAGACAUAAAGUGAUUCAUAUACCCUAUGAUCCAUCAAAUCCUGAUGCUCAAAAACCAUAUAAAUGUAAUAUUUGUUUUAAAUCAUAUUCAACAAACCACGAACUCAAAAAACACAAAAGAAUUCAUACGGGUGAAAGACCGUUUAAAUGCAAUGUUUGUAAAAAAUCAUGUUUACGUAAACAAGAUAUGGAAAGACAUGUUAGAAUUCAUAUGGGAGAGAAACCAUUUGAAUGUUUGGUUUGUAAUAAAUUUUUUACUCUUGAAUCAAAUUUAAAAAAACACAAAAAACUCCAUAUUAUACCCCGUGAGAUGUUAUAUAAAUGUGAUAUUUGUAAUGAAUCUUUUUUACGAAAAUACCACAUGAAAAGUCACAUUCAGAUUCAUAUGGGAGAAAAACCAUAUAAAUGCAUGACCUGUUAUAAAUCUUUUCUGCAAGCAUCAAGUUUAAGUAAACACAAAAUUGUUCAUAAACCCCAUAAACCAUUUAAUUGUGCUAUCUGCAAAAAAUCAUUUGCUCAGAAAAAACAAAUAAAAAUUCACCUGAAAAAACAUAAAAUAUAGUAUAAUAGUUAAAAAGAGAAUCUGAAGAUCAAACAUAAAUUAUCCUUUCGUUAAAUUAUAUAUUUUAUUAUUUAUGCAAUAUUAAAUAUAGUAGAUACAAAAUAGAAGAGUAUAUUUUGUUAUACAAUACCUAUACAUAUUAUUUGAGUUAUAAGAUUAACAUGGUUUACUUAACCGAUUUUACAAAUUAUUUUUUUUUGAAGAAGUAUAUGGAAUCAUUUAUUAAUGUUUUGUGACUAUACAUUAUUUUAUCUACAUUGUGACUUUUUCAUAAUAUAAUUUAGUAUCAUCUUUAAUUAUUUUUUUUUAUAUUGUAUUUUCCUGAUCUAAAAAUUGGUUUGCCAUCUGAGUUUUUGUUAACUCUUUAUUUUUUAUUAUUUUAUAAAAUUUAGUGUAAAAUAAUCUUUUCCCCAAAAAUUGUUAAAUAUAGUUUAAGAAAUAAAUGAUAGAGCAGAAAUAAAUAUUAGGAUUAAAUUAAUCUGUAGGUUCUUUACUUUAAAAUAUAUGUUUACUUUAUUUAUGUCAUAUAACUCAAUAUUAUACAUUUUAAUAUACAUAUUACUUAGAAUUCACAAAAUUAGCUUAGUUUAUAAUUUUGGACUUAAGUUAUGAAUUAUUAUAUUUAGUAUAUAUAUUAGUUAUUAUAUUAUAUUAUUAUUUUAAGUUUUAAUUAAAUUGGAUCUUUUGGUAAUUGUUCAGCGGCUUUUGUAGGGUGGUGGGUAGAGGUGCAAUCUACCCACCCCUCCAUCUGAAAUUAAUUCCUAUAUACGCCACUGUAAUUGUUAACUGUACGAUUAUUUGGUAAAUAUGUAACAAUUAUGUAUUUAUGUAAUUAUGUUGUGCGUUUAAUAAUGUAUUCAAAUUUCAAAGGGCUUGUCCCGUGAAUUUAUAAUAAAUAAAUAAUUAGUUACAAUUAA